Messenger RNA from Cucurbitaria berberidis CBS 394.84, 663 nucleotides. Its product is annotated as transcription initiation factor IID, TAF10 subunit. Gene Ontology annotation, cellular component: SAGA complex; transcription factor TFIID complex; nucleus. Gene Ontology annotation, biological process: transcription initiation at RNA polymerase II promoter. Bases 1 to 663 code for a protein of 220 amino acids. Gene Ontology annotation, molecular function: promoter-specific chromatin binding; RNA polymerase II general transcription initiation factor activity. The record is from RefSeq and is a predicted model, not a curated record. NCBI's taxonomy places the organism in Eukaryota, Fungi, Ascomycota, Dothideomycetes, Pleosporales, Cucurbitariaceae. The transcript has 2 exons.
AUGUCCGACAGUACUUCGCAACCGCCCGAUACCAACAUGGAGGUAAACGAAGAGCUGGACCCUACCGUGGAAGAUGAAAUACAGCAAGACGCGACGCAGGCCGAUGCGAUGAACCUUGACGGCGCAAACGACGCAGAGCCCGCAGCAGUAAACGGAGUGUCAGAUGCAACUGCCACGUUUGAGGCACGGAUACCUGCGAAAAAGGAUGCAACUCUAAGGGAGUUUCUAGGAAAGAUGGAUGAGUAUGCGCCGAUCAUACCAGACGCAGUCACGAACUACUACCUGACACGUGCCGGCCUCCCACCACCACCUCAGACCUCGCCUCACCUUGCCCGCCUCCUCGCGCUCGCGACACAGAAGUUCAUCGCGGACAUCGCAGCCGACGCAUACCAGUUCUCCCGCAUCCGGUCAUCCAACAGUACGAGUAACAAUCCUAUAGGCGGUGCAGGUGGGCCCCCAGGAGCAGCCGCACCGGGUGGAGUGCAGGGUGGAAAGGACAGCGCCGCGAAGGCGAAGGACUACAAUCUCGGUAUCCAGCGGCCAGGAUAUGGCGGCGGUGGCCAAGGCGGUAGUCAAGGACGGACCGUCCUGACUAUGGAGGACCUGGGUAUGGCUGUGGGAGAGUAUGGCGUUAACAUCAAGCGCGGCGAGUUCUACCGGUAA